UUUGUAACAGACUUUUCAAGCUUAGUCAGCUUGACGUGUAACGGGCCUGGCUGAAAUCAACUUUGAUUCAAAACAAUGACAUAAACAACAACACUCCACACGUUCUAUGAUUUAGAACCUAAACAAUUUGUAUCUAAUAUACAUAAUAUGAUGAGAAGUUUACAACUAAGAUUAUCUUCAAUGGAAUAUUCUUUUUUUUUCAAAUAAAAAUAACUCUAUAAUGUAAUUGAGUUCUAAUAAUACUCUAUUUAAGAGUAACUAUGUUUGUUAUAGAAUAAAAAUGGAAUAGUAUUGAAACAUUUUUACUUAAAAUUCUAUUUUAAAAUAAUAAAAAGUGAAAAUAAAGAUGAUCUAAGCACGGUUAAUGUUUGUAACCACAUCUGUUAGAUCCGUUGAUUAUAAUAUUUGAAUUACAGAACAUCUAAAAUGACUUACAUAUAUUUUGGAUAUAAUUCAACAUAAAUUUUGUCUCAUAAUCUUUACCAAGUUUUUGAAAACCAGCAAAAAAUCCCAAUGCUUGAUGUCCAGAUUUACCCCAAUGUAUUAGUACAAUUUAUUUUACAAAAAAAAUAUUUGCUAUUUUAUAGUAAUCAUUUUGUAUGAAUUUUUAUAAUUAUUGCAUCCAAUCAUUGAGAGAGCCAAAUACUCUGUCAACUCAUUUGUUUCCUCUAUAAUUUAUUUAAGAAAAUGUUAACCAGAUGAUUCACUUUUCUCUAUGUUAAUCAAAGUUUACCAUUUCAAUUGUAAACGGUAAAUAAACGCAAGUAAAAAUCGGAGAGAGUGGCGAAAAAGAGGAGUAAGAAAAAGAAAAGUCGCUGCUUGACUUUGUAAACCCUAAACACAUUUCUCCGGCCUUCCGUUCACACUUCACACCCACCCAAAAAAAAACGAAACUGGAAAUAAAAGUAAUUUUAAAAAGGUGAAAAAUAAACAAAACACGAGGAAACAAACGUCUUUUUACUCUUCUUCAUUACCGGGAUGGUCUCUCUUCUUCUCAACAAGACCCCUUGAUGAGCCUUAAGCUUCUUUCGAUUCAUCAGAUCGUCUCCUCUCCUCCGAAUCUCUCACCAUCAACAAACCCUCUAUUUAUCUUCCUCCAAAUCACCAACCGCCUCCUCCUCUCUCCGUCUUCUUCAUCACCUCUGUUUCGUCCGAUUGUACUCUGGCCUGUUCUCGUCAAAUAGAGAGUGCAGAUUCAGUCUGAUUCGGAUUUGAAGAGACCAAGGUGGUGGUCGUCGUCGUCGUGGUUUUCGUCUACAUGCAGUUUUGGGGAUAGUGUACGUGCGAGAGAUUAAUCCAACCAACACUCUCUUGGUCUCGAUGGAAGGAGAGUUGAUGGGUAAGGUGAAGAGGGAGAAGGUGGUGGCAUGCAUGACUUGUUCUCUCUGCGACAACCUCCUCCGUGACGCCACCACUAUCUCCGAGUGCCUUCACACCUUUUGUAGAAAAUGCAUAUAUGAGAAAAUCACAGAGGAUGAGAUAGAGUGCUGUCCGGUAUGUGAUAUUGACCUCGGGGGUACCCCGCUGGAGAAACUAAGGCCCGACCACAUUUUGCAAGACCUGAGAGCUAAAAUAUUUCCUCUAAAACGAAAAAGAGACAAGGAUCUUGAAAUCACAUUACCUGCAAGGAGGAAAGAAAGGUCUAUCUCGUCUUUGGUGGUGAACACACCUAGGCUUUCAGCACAAACUGGCACAACAGGAAAAAGAACAGCAAAGUCUCUCAUGAGAAAAGAUGCAAGGGGUAGUAGUGGUUCAUUCACUAAGAGAGGUGUGAAGAAGGAAGAAGAUCAUCAUACAGAGAGCGGAAGCUCCCCUGAAACACUUAAAAAGUUCACUCAGAAGAAAAGGCAGUCUUCAUAUGCAGAGGCUAAUCAGUCCGUAUCUAAUCGAAGAAACAAGGAUGUUGCUGAACCUUGGGAUUCGUUACAUCUUAUAAAUUUUCUUGUGGAUGUGGCAAACGGCACAAAGCCUUCUUCUAGUUCUCAAGGGUUGGACCCAAAGUCUGAGCAUGGAAACGCAUCUCACAUUGAUGUUCAGGGGAACAAAACCAAAACAAAGGAUCAUAAACGAAAGUGGAAGCUUGAGGAAGAGAACACCACUAAUGGUGAUCCUACAACAACGGAGACUGCUACGGUUAAAAGAACACGAAGGACUCGCCGUAAAAGGUCAUCCGCUUUUGGUGAUCCAAGAACUCCACCACUACCAGAUGCAGAGAGUCUGAAACAGGAGAGGAGAAAUGGUCCGGUUUGGUUCUCACUUGUGGCUUCAAAUAAUCAGGAAGGAGAAACAUCACUGCCUCAGAUUCCAGCAAACUACUUGAGAAUAAGGGAUGGAAACAUUCCAGUUUCUUUUAUCCAAAAGUACCUCAUGAGGAAGCUUGAUCUCAAGAGUGAAACUGAGGUAGAGAUAAGAUGUAUGGGAGAACCGGUGAUCCCAACGUUGCAGCUUCACAGCUUAGUGGAGCUAUGGUUGCAAACAACAACUUCUAAACAUGAAAGAGUCACUGCAUCGAUAGGUUCCUCUGCAAAGGAGUUUGUAAUGGUGCUAGUUUAUGCUCGGAAGCUCCCUGAAUGCAACAACUAAAAAGAACUGUUCAAGACUCUUAUGCAGAAGAAAACAAGAUUAGUCACCUUCUUAAUUGAUUCAGUUCAAGACCGAGAGAGGAAGAAGUUAAGUGCAGGAGCAGUCGAAUGUGUUGUCUAGUUUAGUAAUAAAAUUAUAAGUUUUUUUUCUUUUUCCUUUGUAAUCUUAAAAUGAAUGAUUGGUGAGACAGACUUUGUUUGUCUAAGAAUAUUCAAAUAGUGUUACAAAGGAGAUUGUGUCCUUUUUGGACGUUUGAAUGUAUUGAUUAGAUAGGAGGAUAAUGUUAGUUGUCAUUUCUAUGAAUAUUUGUUUCAAUUAUUGUGAACCGAGUGACUUAUAACAA
Molecule: messenger RNA, 2926 nt
Organism: Brassica rapa (field mustard)
Lineage: Eukaryota; Viridiplantae; Streptophyta; Magnoliopsida; Brassicales; Brassicaceae
Product: E3 ubiquitin protein ligase DRIP2
Molecular function (GO): ubiquitin-protein transferase activity; metal ion binding
Source: RefSeq, a predicted model, not a curated record